UGUUGCGUUCCUGGCUGUUGGUGCCAAUUAUGCUCGUCUGGUCUCGCGAUGUCCUUUCAGUAGCAGCAAACCCGUAACCCAGAAUUGUGUGCACGGAUCAGACAACUGCAGCAGCCCUAAAGUCUGUAGCACAGCUCCUAGACUAGCAGCAGCCAGGAGCAGAAACAGUGGCGCAAGGGGCAUUGCAGAGAGGAUCCGCCACCCCGUCUGUUGGGGGUACUGUUUUCUGCUAUUGCUGGGGUCCUUUCAGUGGCAGUUCCACCUGACUUUUGGUUGUAUUUUCCUGGAUUAUUGUUUGACUGAGGACUCGGCUCUUUCACCCGCCGCCCCCGUAGCUCUUUGCGUGCAGAUGCAUUAUAGAAAGUUGUUUUGUAAAAAGUCUUUUAAUGAAGAGAGAGGCUCCCGGAAUGCCGUUGAAUAAUGGUUAUGAAACUAGGUUUUAUUUGCCUUUUUUUCUGUUAAGGAUGGCGUGGAUUUGUGAAUGUGAAGGGUCUUGAAGUUUUUUGCCUUCCAUCUUUUACGUGCAUUGGUGCAACUCAGGACAACUUGCGAGAGGUAAUGACCCUAUUCAUAGUGUGAAGAAAGAGAGAAAAUCAAGUUUUACCAGAGGGAUUCUGUACCAAUGUGGAGACCAUAUGAACCUCUGAUUGGACCACACCAUUUCCUGUUGUAUGAAGGAGGGUGCUUUGCCCUUGGGGAACAACUUCUGUAGGCUGACAUGUCAAUGAUGAGAUCCGACUUGGGCACCAUGAAGAUCCUUCACUUGAAGAAGAGAGGCUGUUUUCUGCUGAAGCUUUUGUGUCUGGUUGUCUUGAUGUUAAUCUUUUGUGAAUUCUUAGUUUAUUAUGUGGUGAUAUUUCAGUGUCAUUGGCCAGAAGUUAAAAUAGAAGCUCUCAGGAGUAGCAGACAGUCUUCAGCUUCUGUCUUGAAGGCCAUGUUUUUAUCUGAUACCCACCUACUUGGUGAAAUCAAAGGGCAUUGGCUAGACAAAUUAAGAAGGGAAUGGCAAAUGGAGAGAGCCUUCCAAACUGCCUUGUCGUUACUGGAGCCAGAUAUUGUUUUCAUCCUAGGAGACGUCUUUGAUGAAGGAAAGUGGAGCUCCUCCCAGGCCUGGGCAGAUGAUGUCAGGCGGUUUCAGAAAAUGUUCCGACAUCCAGUUCGCACUGAGCUAAUGGUGGUUGUUGGCAACCAUGACAUUGGUUUUCACUAUGAAAUGACUACUUACAAGUUAAAACGGUUUGCAAAAGUUUUCAACUUCACCUCAGGAAAGCUAAUAACCCGGAAGGGGGUAAACUUUGUCAUGGUGAACAGUGUUGCCCUGGAAGGUGAUGGGUGCACUAUCUGCAGCAGGGCAGAGGCAAAGCUCAUGAAGCUUUCUCAUAAACUGAAUUGCUCCCAACAGCAGGAACAGAAUCAUUCCAACAAAAGAUGCAGCGGUGUGGAACAGCUUCCAGCUUCAGAACCAAUCCUUUUACAGCAUUACCCUCUUUACAGAAAAAGUGACGCUGAAUGUACCGGAGAAGAUUCUGCUCUUCCAGAGGAAAAGAACACCCCAUUUAAAGAAAAGUAUGAUGUCCUUUCUAGAGAGGCUUCACAAAAGCUGUUAUGGUGGUUUCAUCCCCGUUUGAUUCUGAGCGGCCAUACCCACAGUGCAUGUGAAGUGUUGCAUAAUGGGAAGAUUCCAGAAAUCAGUGUCCCAUCAUUUAGCUGGAGGAACAGAAACAACCCUAGUUUCAUCAUGGGCAGCAUAACACCAACCGACUUCUCCCUCUACAAGUGUUUCCUUCCACUUGAGAGCAGAGUUACUACUAUAUACUGUAUAGCAGGGGCUCUACUUGGGGUACUGAUACUAGCUCAUCUUCAACUUUUCAAUCCACCUUUUUAUUUUGCUCAGCACUUAAUCAGGAAGCAUAAAGCAGUAUGAAGAGCCAGACAUCUGCAUUCAGUUACUGAAAUACCAAAGCUGAGAACAGUCAAACAUCAGACUAUAUUCAUGCCAGCAAAUGACCUAAUUGGAUUGUUAAUCCGAAGGCAGGUCGCAUUUACACAUACCAUAGAAAUCCUACACAGUUGAUAUGACUACUACAGGAUAAAUAAUUAACUGAAAUGAACUGUUUUCAUGCUGUACAAAAAUACAGUAUUCUACAAUCAAAUGAGUCCAUUUCCUUGCUAUAAUUUUUUGUAUCAAAUAUGUAUACUAAAAGUUUGUAACUGUACAUUAUGUAAAUCCUACAGCCUCUGCACUAGUAUUUCCUACCCGGGAGGAGGCAUAGUCUUUCAAGCUGGAACCAUCACUGUAUGUUUUAUUGCUACGUGCCCUUCUAAUGUGAUACUUCUGUUUUUUAAUGUCAGCAGGAGAUAGAUACAUCAGUGGAUUUCCUUAGCAUUCCUAAGCUGUCACACACAGGGAGAAAAUCAGGAGAAAUCCCUGCUGUGUUAAUAGUUUUGGACUGUAAUCCCCCGUCUUUCCACCCCUCCAGGGUCUACUUCAGCCCUUCCAAAAAUUUGGGGUGGAAUCUCUCAAGCUGCUCUUUUU
This is a messenger RNA of Gopherus flavomarginatus (Mexican gopher tortoise), 2536 nucleotides long. It is a transcript of the gene MPPE1, whose product is annotated as metallophosphoesterase 1. Gene Ontology annotation, molecular function: phosphoric diester hydrolase activity. The transcript has 11 exons. Gene Ontology annotation, biological process: endoplasmic reticulum to Golgi vesicle-mediated transport; GPI anchor biosynthetic process. Gene Ontology annotation, cellular component: endoplasmic reticulum-Golgi intermediate compartment. Bases 719 to 1924 code for a protein of 401 amino acids. The record is from RefSeq and is a predicted model, not a curated record. Lineage: Eukaryota; Metazoa; Chordata; Testudines; Testudinidae.